AUGGAAUGGGAUGCGGAGUACUCGUUAUCCAUUUUUCAUUCGCUUUAUUGCCCUCUUGGGCUGUCACAAACAAGUGUGGCUAGCCCGAGGCCCCGCCCAUAUCAGCCCAAGCACGCCCACUUUCUCCCUGAUUUCUUUGGGUUUCCUAGCACACAUCAGUAAUGUCUCCUGGCCACGCUGGCCAAUUUAAAAUUCAAUUUAAUUUCAAUUGAUAUUGGAAAAUCUUUCAGCUUCUCUCUCCUCCUUUUGCUAACUGAAAAACAUAUCCACACGCAGCGGGGAAGCCCCAUUUACAGUUUCAAGAGUUCCUCAAUUUCUCACUGUUGGAAAACUCACU
Drosophila gunungcola (fruit fly) is the source of this 337-nucleotide messenger RNA. RefSeq lists its product as uncharacterized. The coding region runs from base 1 to 162 and encodes 53 amino acids. The record is from RefSeq and is a predicted model, not a curated record. The transcript has 2 exons. Lineage: Eukaryota; Metazoa; Arthropoda; Insecta; Diptera; Drosophilidae.